Messenger RNA from Stegodyphus dumicola, 1019 nucleotides. RefSeq lists its product as uncharacterized. Lineage: Eukaryota; Metazoa; Arthropoda; Arachnida; Araneae; Eresidae. The record is from RefSeq and is a predicted model, not a curated record.
UGAAAUUUUGGAAACAUGUCUCUGAUAAACGUAAAUAAUAACUUAAAGUUCAUUAAAUGUAAUAAAUUCAUCUGGAUAGGUUAUUAACUAUGGAAUUUUAAACGCAGCAUAUUAAUAAUAUAAAUGGCUACUUCCAUCGUUAUUUAAAAUAUGGCUUAUUAACUGAUUUGAAAAUUUAUAUGGAUGCGAUAGCUCUCAGUCUAAACAGAGUAAAUUAUCUAGUUUUUGUAUUUUGGUUCAUACGAACUGUCAAAAAUUGGCUUCAUGGAUUAUGUACUGGUCAUGACACACCACAGAAUUUCAAAACAAUUUCUUUUUUGGUUUUGUCUUUCAUCUUCUGCACACUUUGUUGUUAUCCUAUUUUUAUAUACAUUGCUUACUUUCUCACGUGCCGCUAUUAUCCAUGGUUUGUUACUGCAAUUUUGAUUUAUCUGGAAAGGUCAUGGCUAUACCCGCGCCAAAAGAGGCGUGUCGUACUUCAAGUGUGUCCAUCUUACGAAACUUCUUCCAUACCUUACUGCAAAUCAGAACCAUUUGAAAUCUCGGGUUUACUGAGUACUACUACGUUCAAUGAACAAGAAAUAGACGGCGGUUCAGAAGCAUUUGAAAUCUCUGGUUUAGUGAGUACUCCUACGAACAAUCAACAAGAAGUAGACGGUGAUUCGCAACCAUUCGAUGUUUCUGACAUGCCGCAUCCUUUACCGAACGAGCAGCAAGGAAUCACUGAUUGCCCAGAAUCUGAAAGACAGUACGCACACAUAAAACCUAAACCUGGGGCCAAAAGCCGAAGAAAGAGGCGCGCAUUAUCUUAUCAUAAACCUCGUUUAAAUACUGUGAAAAAUAAAGGAAAUCUAGUUACACGUUCAGGCUUAGUAUACAGAAGUACCCUACCAUUGAUGGAAUGAAAAACAGAUUAGUAACCUUAAGUUCCCAGAAAGUUAAGUGAAAAUGUCUGUUUCUGUAAGCAGUGAAAUGAUAAGUAAUGAAGCCUUUGUUAAUAAACGAUAAAAUAAAAUUUA